AGUAGUUGUGGGAGGGGCACAGACUUCGCAAGCAGGCGCCACCGCACAGGCAACGGCUCGCACUUUGCGUCCUGACUUCCUAUAAUCUCUACUUGCACAUCCAUACGCUUACUGGCGCUGUCCACUACGUUAAUGGAGCCGUCGCACAGCAGCGCCUCUGCCGGUGGGAGCGAAAAGGCGGGUGCACAGCACCGCAAGCGGCGGUCGAACGGCGGCGGUGGCGAUGGCGGUCCACUCGAACGUGGAGCGAUGCCGCCGACCAAGAGGAGCCGCAACGAGACAUCACCUCAUCCCUCGUCCACGUCGGCUGAGAAAGGCGCUUCACGUGCGGACAGAAGCGGAGCACACCCGAAGCGUGGCGGGCGGUACCAGCCACACUCGGGUCAUGGCUCGCAGCGUCACCCCGCCUCCUCCACCACCACCCUCGCGUCGUCACCGUCGUCGUCGUCGUCCGUCUUUCGUCUUCGGGCCGCAGACAGACAUUCGUUUCCUCCCUCGCGCGAUUCAUCGAAGUCGCCCUCCGUGUUCCAGGAGGGCCAUCCAGCACCGGCGGCUCCCCACUCUGCCGCUGCGUCGCGCCUGCACCACCACCCCUUCAGGGCAAACUUCAACGACCACUUCGAAACCUCCACCGCGGCGCUGCGGGAUGUGCUGCCGUUUGUGAAGGAGCUGCGCCAACUCCUGCGCCCCUCCACGCCGGAGCGCUUCACCGUGUACGACCCCUACUACUGCGCCGGCGGCAUCGUGAAGGCGUGGAAUGAGCUGGGCGUGCAGCACGUCCUGCACGAGAACCGCGACUUCUACGCGGACAUCGCGCAGGGCACCCUUCCCGGUCCGUACGACGUGCUCGUGACGAAUCCCCCCUUCAGCGAAGACCACAUCUGGCGUCUGCUCGACUUCCUCGUCACGCAGCGGCCGCUGAAGCCGUGGGCCUUCGUCGCACCGGACUACAUCGCGGCCAAACCGCAGUACAAGAUGUGGGUGCAGACGUACUUCACGCCGACGGCGACGGUGCCCUCGCCUGGGCCGGCGGGGGCCGUGAAAGGGGCGGUGCGCCGACCACCCCCCUCCAUCCCGUCGAUCGCAUCCAUUCUCCCGCCGUUUCUGCUGCCGGCGGAGGCGGAGGCGGAGGUGACGGCGGCGACGGAUGCCGCGGACCGGGAGGGUGAGAAAGGGGCUCCUGCUCCUCCUCCCACGACGACUGCUGCUGCUGCUGCUGAGGCGGCGCCGGCGGCCGGCGCUCCACCCACCGCCGCUGUUGCUGUCCCCGUCGGCCCUGAGCCGCUCUACAUUAUCCCGCGUGUUCGCUACGACUACGCGCACCCCCUCGGCGUCGGCCACGACCACUCCCACUUCAAAUCGAUGUGGUACGUCUGGGCGGGGCGGCACACGAGCGAGGUCCUGCGCGGGAUCACCGUGGAGAUCGCCGCACGUGGGCGUCAUGCCACUUCUUCGUGGACGUCGUCAUCAUCAUCGUCUCGUUCUGCUACGACUGCUACUGUUGCGGGCGCGGAACAGAAUGCGCCGGUGACGGUGGUGAACGGCUACCAGGCGUUGAUUGAAGGGCACUGCGUUGCAGCGACGGAUCGCCGGCUGAAUCCGGAGCGGCGUCGGCGUGGUGGGGCGGUUCCAUCCCGUGGCGGUCACGGCCCGUCGCAGGGGCGCGGUGGACAUCGCGGUGGCGACUCCAAAAGAGUUUUGUAA
This is a messenger RNA of Leptomonas pyrrhocoris, 1704 nucleotides long. RefSeq lists its product as hypothetical. The transcript has a single exon. The coding region runs from base 133 to 1704 and encodes 523 amino acids. NCBI's taxonomy places the organism in Eukaryota, Euglenozoa, Kinetoplastea, Trypanosomatida, Trypanosomatidae. The record is from RefSeq and is a predicted model, not a curated record. Gene Ontology annotation, biological process: methylation. Gene Ontology annotation, molecular function: methyltransferase activity; nucleic acid binding.